This is a messenger RNA of Impatiens glandulifera, 1151 nucleotides long. Its product is annotated as serine/threonine-protein kinase KIPK1-like. The transcript is spliced from 2 exons. Lineage: Eukaryota; Viridiplantae; Streptophyta; Magnoliopsida; Ericales; Balsaminaceae. Bases 1 to 1059 code for a protein of 352 amino acids. Gene Ontology annotation, molecular function: ATP binding; protein serine/threonine kinase activity. The record is from RefSeq and is a predicted model, not a curated record. Gene Ontology annotation, biological process: protein phosphorylation. Gene Ontology annotation, cellular component: plasma membrane; nucleus; cytoplasm.
AUGAGAUAUCUCCCAUUUAUUGAUCAUUCAUUCGCAUCAUUAGUCAUGGAUAAUGAUUAUUUGGCUAGAAGAAAGAAAAUGGUAAGGGCCAUUAGUGAAAGAGAAAUAUUGAAGAUGUUAGAUCACCCGUUUCUUCCCACUCUGUAUGCAGAGUUUGUUUCAGAUAAUCUAUCCUGCUUAGUUAUGGAGUACUGUCCCGGAGGUGAUUUACAUGUUCUAAGACAGAAGCAGCCUGGAAGAUAUUUUCCCGAAGCUUCUGCGAGGUUUUACGUUGCUGAGGUUCUCCUUGCUUUGGAAUACCUCCAUGUGCUCGGCGUCAUCUACCGAGAUUUAAAACCAGAAAAUAUAUUAGUAAGUGAAGAUGGUCACAUAAUGCUGACAGAUUUCGAUCUUUCGUUUAGAUGUGAAGUGAACCCGACCCUCUUAGAGUUUCCUUCUUCAUAUAAACAACCCCCGAGAAUCUCCAACGCAUGCACCGGUUCCAACUGCAUCGACCCAUUCUGCGUAAGACCAUCAUGCGAAGUGUCAUGCUUUGGUCCCUGGCUAUUACCAAAAUCCAACAAAGUAAAAAACUCAAAACCCGAGUUGCCACAGUUAGUGGCUGAGCCAACCGAUGCUCGUUCUAACUCAUUUGUAGGUACCCAUGAAUACUUAGCUCCUGAAAUCAUCAAAGGAGAUGGCCAUGGAAGUGCAGUUGAUUGGUGGACUUUUGGGAUAUUGAUUUACGAGCUUUUAUAUGGGAAGACACCAUUUAAAGGGCUGGGAAACGAAGAAACAUUAGCUAAUGUUGUUUUCGAGAGCCUCGAGUUUCCUGAAACUCCAAUGGUGAGUUUUCAUGCUAGGGAACUCAUACGUGGGCUGUUAGUAAAGGAACCUGAGAAUAGGCUUGGAUUUGAGAGAGGAGCUGCAGAGUUGAAGAAACAUCCUUUCUUUGAUGGAUUGAAUUGGGCUUUAAUAAGAUGCGCAAUCCCACCUCAAUUGCCCGAGUUCUAUAAUGUAGGAGUUGUGAAUGUGACUACUACUUCUCAGGAAGGAAACUCGGAAUUCGAGUUGUUUUAGGUGGAAAAUGAAUGCGAUUUUGGAGGAGGAUGAAAAGAGGUAUCGAAAAAGGUAUUCAUUUUACCUUGUCAUUGUAAGUUUCACAUUUUCUA